CUGAAUCGUUCAUUCCUUACUCAAAAGCGCGCCUUAUCCAACAUUCGCAGCAAACGCAGGUCUUCUCCUCGCUCCUAAUCUAAAGGGUGAACACUUCUCCAGCCAUGAAUCUCAAAUCCCCUAAUAUUUUUGUUUUGACUGGGAACAUUGGUCACUCUUUAAACUUGCUUCAAUUCUGUUUCGCUAAUGUGUUCUUCCUCACAAUAAACACUAUCUAUAUGCUCCUUAUGAUAAAAUUGUUGAAUAUUUUAAGCUUUGGUAAAAUCUAUAUGGGUUAAUCCAAAAUUUCGUUGGAGGCCAGGAUUGACUAUGGCCUCCUUUACAUUCUCUUCUGGUUCUGAUCUUCACGAACUGAGGCCACAACAUGCUUUUGGUGACAUCAAUCACUCUCUUAACCGAUAUUCAUUUUUCGGCUGUUCCUCUGGUUAUUCUCUACAUUUAUCGGAGUUAUCCUCCCACCUUUCUUCCCACUCGAAUGCUAGUUGCAGAAAUUUUAGUAAUAGCAAGAUGAUUAAGUGGCAUACAGUAAUAGGGAAAAUUGGGUUUCAUGCAUGCUCGAAACAAAGGGGACUACAGAAAAUUCAUGUAUAUAGAAGUCCAUGCUCUCGACCUCAUGACUUUGUAGAAAUGAUGGGUUCAUUGAAAAAAAUCAGUCUUUACAAUCAAGUAAGGCUCUCAGAUUCUGGUGGAUAUGAAUUUUCUUGUUCAGUCAUUCAUUUGAUUGAUAACCAUGAAGUGUCUGAAUUAGAUAACGUGAAAACUGCAGUAGAAGCUGAAUGUAGUAAGACUUUGGCUUUAGAGAAUGCAACUCAUACUGAAUAUCCAGGAAUAGUAAGGAAUAGUGGGAGGAAACUUUGGAAGCGUUUGAGAGGCUUUAAGAGACCAAUUGAGAGUGAGGUUUCAGCAAGAAGACUGGCAAAAACUGAACAAUGUCCUUCCCUUGAUAGAAAAGAUGGGGACUCGCUUUCUUCUACCGAAAGUGAAUUAGAAGCAAAGCUCUCCACGCUGGAGCCCCUUUCCAGCAUUGAAAACUGCAACAAUUAUUUGAAAUUGCUUGAGAAAAGUAAUGAUGCAAAGGCAUUGCAAUUAUUUGAAUGGAUGAAAAGUAAUGGGAAAUUGGACAGAAACCCAACUGCUUACAACUUAGCUCUAAGAGUACUAAGCAGGAAAGAAGACUGGAAAGCUUCAGAAGAAUUGCUUCGAGAGAUGCCCACUGUCUCAAAUUGCAGUCCAAGUUCUCAAAUGUUUAACACACUAAUAUAUGUGUGUUCUAAAAGGGAGCUUGUCGGAUGGGGAACAAAGUGGUUUCGAAUGAUGCUAUAUUGUGGGGUGAAACCAAAUCAAGCAACUAUUGGCAUGCUAAUGAGCCUCUAUCAGAAGGGUGGUAAUCUUGAGGAAGCUGAGUUCACCUUAGGCCAAAUGAGGACCCAUGGUCUACACUGUUGUGUUGCAUACUCAGCAAUGAUGACUAUAUACACACGCUUGGGAUUAUAUGAGAAAUCAGAAGAGAUCCUUAAAACUAUGAGAGAAGAUAGAGUACCCCCCAAUUUGGAAAACUGGCUUGUACAGCUAAAUGUUUAUAGCCAGCAAGGGAAAUUGGAGGAGGCUGAAUUGGUUUUGCUGUCUAUGAAGAGAUCUGGAAUUUCCCCAAACAUUAUUGCAUAUAAUACUUUAAUAACUGGGUAUGGGAAGAUGGGAAAAACAGAAGCUUCUAGACGUGUAUUCCGGGAUUUAUGUAACAAUGGUUUUGAACCUGAUGAAACCACUUAUAGGUCUAUGAUCGAGGGCUAUGGUAGAGCAGAUGAAUACAAAGAGGCAAUAUGGUACUAUCAAGAACUAAAGCAUAAAGGAUUUUGUCCAAACUCCUCAAAUUUCUUCACCGUAAUAAACUUACAAGGUAAGCACAUGGAUGAUGAGGGGACUGUUCAAACUCUCAAGGACAUGAGAGAAAUGGGGGGUCAGUAUUCCUCUAUCCUUGGCAGUCUUUUGCGAGCUUAUGAAAGGGUGGAGAGGGUGGACAAAGUUCCUCUUAUCUUGAAGGCUUCCUUCUAUGAAAGUCUGUUGAGUGACCCAACUUCUUGCUCUAUUUUAGCUUUGGCAUACGUUAAGCAUGGAUUAUUGGAUGAUGCUUUGGCGGUUUUGUGGGAGAAGAAGUGGUCUGACCCCAUUUUUGAGGACAACUUAUGCCAUUUAUUGAUAUGCACCUGCAAAGAGGAAAGGUGCUUCGAGAAUGCUGUUAAAAUUUUCACUCAAAUGCCCAAAACUUACACCAACCCGAACAUGCACAUCACAAGCACAAUGAUUGAUAUUUACAGUGGCAUGGGCCUUUUCAAAAAGGCCGAAGACCUCUACCAUAGUUUAAAAGCUUCGGGGAAAUCCUUGGAUUUGGUUGGGUAUAGCAUAGUUGUACGCAUGUAUAUGAAAUAUGGAUAUUUAACAGAUGCUUGCUUGGUGUUAGAAAUAAUGGAAAAACAAAAGAAUAUCUCUCCUGACAUUUAUCUUUACUUUGACAUGCUUCGGAUUUAUCAGCAAGGUGCCAUGCUAGACAAGUUGGCCGAUGUUUACUAUCGCAUGCUAAAGAGUGGAAUAGUUUGGGAUGAGCAAGUGUAUAACUGUGUCAUUAACUGUUGUGGCCAUGCCAUACCUGUCGAUGAACUAUCUCGACUAUUUAGAAAGAUGACUGCAGCAGGGUUUGCUGCUAAUACCAAUUCCUUCAACGUUUUGAUUGAUGUUUAUACAAAAGCUGGGCUUUUCAAGAGGGCUAGAAAGGUUUUAUGGAUGGCUCGAAGGAGGAAAAUGGUUGAUGCUAUUUCUUACAAUACCAUCAUAACAGCAUAUGGAAAAGAUAAGCAAUUUAGGAGGAUGAAAUCGGCUUCUAAGCAAAUGCAGUAUGCAGGUUUUCCUGUUUCUCUUGCAGCUUACAAUGCUAUGCUUGAUGCAUAUGGAAAAGGAGGAGAAAUUGAUAAAUUUAGGGAAGUUUUGGAGCAGAUGAAAGAAGCAAAUUGUGCCUUGGAUCAUUAUACAUACAAUAUCAUGAUCAAUAUUUACGGUAAAAAAGGUUGGAUCGAGGAUGUGGUUGCAGUUCUUGGUGAGCUAAAGAAACAUGAGUUGGAACCAGAUUUGUGGAGCUAUAAUGCUUUGAUAGAAGCUUAUGGGAUUGCAAGAAUGGUUGAGGAAGCUGUGUAUUUAGUAAAGGAAAUGAGAGAUAAUGGGAUUGAGCCUGAUCAAGUAACAUAUGUCAAUGUCAUUCGGGCUCUUAAAAAUAAUGGCCAUGUCCUAGAGGCGAUCAAAUGGUCGCUUUGGAUGAAGCAGUUGGGACUCUCUAGCAGAAAUAAUUGAUGUAAUUUAGUAAUUGAUGUAAUUCAACACUGGCAUGAAUAUUCUUCCCAGAAUUUGUAGUUUGGGAAUUACGAGUUUGCUUUCCUUUCA
Molecule: messenger RNA, 3429 nt
Organism: Amborella trichopoda
Lineage: Eukaryota; Viridiplantae; Streptophyta; Magnoliopsida; Amborellales; Amborellaceae
Product: Tetratricopeptide repeat (TPR)-like superfamily protein
Molecular function (GO): protein binding
Source: RefSeq, a predicted model, not a curated record